Messenger RNA from Euleptes europaea (tarantolino), 1110 nucleotides. RefSeq names its product coenzyme Q2, polyprenyltransferase (gene COQ2). Gene Ontology annotation, biological process: ubiquinone biosynthetic process. NCBI's taxonomy places the organism in Eukaryota, Metazoa, Chordata, Lepidosauria, Squamata, Sphaerodactylidae. The record is from RefSeq and is a predicted model, not a curated record. The coding region runs from base 1 to 1107 and encodes 368 amino acids. The transcript has 7 exons. Gene Ontology annotation, cellular component: mitochondrial inner membrane.
AUGGCAGCCCUACGGCUACUCUCGCGUCUAACCAGGCCGCCUCGCCUCAGGUGCGGCCUCCUCGCUCGAGCGAGCGCGGCGCGCGUCCCCGAGGCCGCGCUCUGCGCCUUGUCCAAUCGCCGCGAGCCUCGCUCCCCCUCGUUCCAAAGGGCGGGGCGGGCCCUCAGCACUCUCUCCACGGAGGGCUUGGUGCGAGCGGCCCCCGGCUCUCUUCAGCCCUACUUACGCCUCAUGAGGCUGGACAAGCCCAUUGGGACAUGGCUGCUGUAUCUUCCUUGCACCUGGAGUAUAGGCCUUGCAGCUGAACAGGGCUGUUUUCCCUCCUGGUACACGCUGUUACUCUUUGGCACUGGAGCCAUCCUGAUGCGGGGAGCAGGCUGUACAAUUAAUGACAUGUGGGAUCAGGAUUAUGACAAAAAGGUUGCAAGAACGGCAUGCCGGCCGCUGGCUGCUGGAAAGAUUUCAACUUUUCAAUCUCUUGUCUUUCUUGGAGGGCAGCUGAGCUUGGCUUUAUGUGUCCUUUUGUGUUUAAACUAUUACAGUAUUGUGUUAGGAGCAGCCUCUCUCUCUCUCGUGGUGACCUAUCCCCUUAUGAAGAGAAUAACAUACUGGCCUCAGCUGGUCUUGGGUCUCACCUUCAACUGGGGUGCGUUACUUGGGUGGUCGGCUGUCAAAGGCUCUUGCGACUGGUCUGUUUGCUUGCCCCUGUAUUUCUCGGGAGUCCUUUGGACACUGAUAUAUGACACCAUUUAUGCUCAUCAGGAUAAAGAAGACGACAUUGCCAUUGGUGUGAAAUCGACAGCCCUCCGAUUCAGUGAAAACACGAAACAGUGGCUCAGCGGCUUCAGUGCCCUGAUGCUUUUGGGGCUGACGGCAACAGGAAUGAACUGUGAUCAGACUUUCCCGUACUAUGCAGCUGUGGCAGCUGUAGGCAUCCACUUGGCGCAGCAGAUAUACACUUUGGACAUACACAGUCCUGAAGAUUGCUGGAAAAAGUUUUCUUCUAACCGCACCGUAGGACUCUUGCUUUUCAUAGGGAUUGUUCUUGGGAAUUUACAGAAAAGCAAAGAUACAGAAGAAACACGGAAACCUUUAGGUAGUACUUAGUGC